Messenger RNA from Brassica oleracea var. oleracea, 465 nucleotides. Its product is annotated as profilin-1-like. Lineage: Eukaryota; Viridiplantae; Streptophyta; Magnoliopsida; Brassicales; Brassicaceae. Gene Ontology annotation, cellular component: cell cortex. The record is from RefSeq and is a predicted model, not a curated record. Gene Ontology annotation, molecular function: actin monomer binding. The coding region runs from base 1 to 465 and encodes 154 amino acids. The transcript is spliced from 4 exons.
AUGAAACUCGACAAAGCUCUUGACUGGAGUUAUGAGGGGCAGGAAGUGAGGUAUGAAGAUGGCUACAUGAGAGGAUCAGAUGCAAGGAUCGAGUGGGAGAGAAGGGAAGAUUUUUGUUUCUGUUUGUUUGAAGGAAUUCAAGGCGUGAACAUCAAUUUUGCUGUUCAAGGCGUGAACAACGGUUUUGAUGUUCAAGGCUUGAAGCCUAAGGAAAUCAGUGGCAUCAACAGCUAUUUUUCUGAGCCUGGAACGCUUUCUCAAAUGGGAUGUUCAUCGGUGGCACAAAAGUACAUGGUUAUCGAAGGAGAGCCAAAUGCCUUCAUUCGAAUGAAGAAGGGAGCUGGUGGUGUUACAAUCAAGAAAACCACCCAAGCCUUGGUCUUUUUUAUGACAACCAAUGACCUUGACCAAUGCAAUAUAGUUGUAGAGAGGUUUGGUGACUACCUGAUUGAUACAUGGCUCUGA